ACAUUCAACUGCAAUUAUGUACAAGACCCUCGUUGUUCUUGCUGCGCUUGCCGCUGUGGCGCUUGCCGCCCACCCGACCCACCUCUCGGAGUCGCUCUACCAGUCUCAGUUCGAGUCUUUCAAGGCCACCCACGAGAAGACCUACUCGGCCGCCGAGGAGCCCUUCCGCUACAUCAUCUUCAAGACCAACGUCGACAAGAUCAACCGCCACAACGCCGAGCAUGCCGCCGGCAAGCACACCUGGACCAUGGCCGUGAACCAGUUCUCGGACCUCACCCAGCACGAGUUCGAGGCCAUGUACCUCUCGUCGUACAAGCCCAACCCGACCUCGGCUGGCCGCGUGCACACCUUCAACGGUGACGUCCUCGACCUCCCGACCUCGGUCAACUGGGUUACCAAGGGCGGUGUCACCCCGGUCAAGAACCAGGGCCAGUGCGGUUCGUGCUGGGCUUUCUCGACCUGCGCCUCGAUUGAGGGCCUCAUGGCCAUCUCCGGCCACGGCCUCACCUCGCUCGCCCCCCAGGAGCUCGUCGACUGCGACUCGCGUGACGACGGCUGCAACGGUGGCCUCAUGGAUAACGCUUUCCAGUGGGUGAUCCAGAACGGUGGCCUCUGCUCGUGGGACGACUACCGCUACACCGCCCAGGACGGCACGUGCAAGAAGUCCGACUGCAAGUCGGUCGCUUCGAUCUCGGGCUACAAGAACGUCGACUCGUCGACCAACUCGCUCAUGUCCGCCAUUGCCCAGCAGCCGGUCUCCGUUGCUGUUGAUGCCUCGUCGUGGAUGUCGUACUCGAACGGUAUCUUCCCGGCCUCGUCGUGCGGCACCCAGCUCGACCACGGUGUUCUCGCUGCCGGCUACGGCUCGUCCAACGGCCAGGACUACUACCUCGUCAAGAACUCGUGGGGCACUGGCUGGGGCCAGGCUGGCUACAUCCAGCUUGCCCGCGGCCCGAACACCUGCGGCAUCCUCAACGCCGCCUCGUACCCGACCAACUAAGCGUUCGUCGAGCCUUCGAGCCCUCUCUGCUGUAGAUUAACCUAUCUAUCCAGACCCCCUUCCUCCCCGCGUGUGAGCCUGCCAUGUCGCCCAUAACAGUCUCCUUUUGAAGCGC
Messenger RNA from Thecamonas trahens ATCC 50062, 1115 nucleotides. RefSeq names its product cysteine protease CP19. Bases 17 to 1000 code for a protein of 327 amino acids. Gene Ontology annotation, cellular component: lysosome. NCBI's taxonomy places the organism in Eukaryota, Apusomonadida, Apusomonadidae. The record is from RefSeq and is a predicted model, not a curated record. Gene Ontology annotation, molecular function: cysteine-type endopeptidase activity. The transcript has 2 exons.